AUGCCCGAGGUGUCGAAGCUGAAGAAGCCCGAUGCAAAGCUCGUCCUCCUGGGGGACAUGAAUGUGGGGAAGACAUCUCUGCUCCACCGCUACACGGAGAGGAAGUUUAAAGACACUGUGAGCACGGUCGGAGGGGCCUUUUUCCUCAAACAGUGGGGGCCAUACAACAUCUCCAUAUGGGACACAGCAGGUCGGGAGCAGUUCCAUGGUUUGGGGUCGAUGUAUUGUCGUGGAGCCAGUGCCAUCAUCCUCACCUAUGAUGUAACCAACUGGCAGAGUCUGGUGGAGCUGGAGGAGCGGUUUCUCUCUCUGACAGACACUGCCAACCAGGAUUGCAUCUACGCUGUGGUGGGCAACAAGCUGGACCUGACAGACCUCAAAGCUCAGUUACCAGAAGCUUUGGACACAGAGGACCAAAAGUCCCAGGUGCUGUCUGCUUGUCCCACGCCGCCCGCCUCCCCCGUCUCAAUCUCAGGAGUACUACUUCGCAAACAGAAAAAGGAACGAAAACCAAGAGUCACCAACAGUGGACUUGGAGGACGCUAG
Molecule: messenger RNA, 546 nt
Organism: Knipowitschia caucasica
Lineage: Eukaryota; Metazoa; Chordata; Actinopteri; Gobiiformes; Gobiidae
Source: the annotation of a GenBank genome assembly